Centruroides sculpturatus (bark scorpion) is the source of this 871-nucleotide messenger RNA. RefSeq names its product MKRN2 opposite strand protein-like. NCBI's taxonomy places the organism in Eukaryota, Metazoa, Arthropoda, Arachnida, Scorpiones, Buthidae. The record is from RefSeq and is a predicted model, not a curated record. The transcript is spliced from 4 exons. Bases 148 to 777 code for a protein of 209 amino acids.
AAAACGUCAUAACGGAACGAACUAAUCAAGAGCUGGAGGAGUAGUUGAACAUCGACUUUUUAACUGGCCUCGUCAUUGACCUUAGAGAGAGAUAAACAAGGUCGGAAUGACGAAGGAUUGAUUGAAUUGUUCGUAAAUUUUGAAGAGAUGUUAGGAGAUCCUGGAAUAUUAUGUUUUCAACAUUGUGAUAAAGUAGUUAAGAUAUUCUGCUUCGAUCUUCCCGAUGUAUGCGCGCUGUGUAAUGGCGACUUGCAAACUUCGGAAUUGAGAAUACCUCCGUUUAGAGUUCCUUACCCUUUUACAAGUGCAAAGAAAAGUCCCUGUUCGGUCGUAAUCAAGCCAACCAAAGGAGAUUUCCUCAAUGCCUAUCAAAACUCCACAGAUUUACAUAUUGGUAUCACAGAUUCUAAAGGUGAAGUUUAUGAUUUUGACCGAGAAGGAUUGAGAUUUAACUGCAGUCAUUUAUGGAAUGAAUGUUUACCCAUAACUAUUAUAUCAAAAUUAGAUAUAACAUGGAAAGAAUACUGGGAUUAUAUAUUGAAUGCAAUUUGUCAUCAAGAUCAAUGGCAAAAAGAGAAGUAUGAAGAAAAUAGUCAUAAUUGUUAUUCAUUUGUCCUUUCAUUUCUAAGAGCACUUCAGUUGAGACAGAUGAAAUCUUCACUCAUUAGCAAGACACAGUUUUGUAAAGAUUUCAUUGUUCCACGUACUAAAACUGCAGCCAAAUAUAUUGCCCUAUACAGACAACUACAAAAAGAAAAUGUGUGUAUACAACGUUGAAAUAUUUUUCAUACUAUUUUUAAAAGUAACACUGGUGGUUACAACUUACUCAUUUAUUUAAUUAUAUAGGAGUUUUUAUAUUUAGCUAUAGGAA